Messenger RNA from Colossoma macropomum (tambaqui), 1780 nucleotides. Its product is annotated as zona pellucida sperm-binding protein 3-like. Lineage: Eukaryota; Metazoa; Chordata; Actinopteri; Characiformes; Serrasalmidae. The record is from RefSeq and is a predicted model, not a curated record. The transcript is spliced from 11 exons. Gene Ontology annotation, molecular function: acrosin binding. Gene Ontology annotation, biological process: binding of sperm to zona pellucida; positive regulation of acrosome reaction; egg coat formation. Gene Ontology annotation, cellular component: extracellular matrix. Bases 44 to 1738 code for a protein of 564 amino acids.
UGUGACCUGCUGCUUUGGCUGAUCUGCUGUAUCUGUUGCUCUGAUGGAGCUGGUCAGUGAGAUGUUUAAGCUGCUGCUUCUGCUGACGACUUUGGUCUGUUUGGACUUUGGUGUCGGGUCAGCAGAUCCUCCUGGUCCUGAUCCCCCUCAGCUCUACGCUUCUGGUCCUCACCAGGAGCUGAAGGAGCCGCUCGACAGGUCCAACACUCAGGUCAGAACCGUCUCUGUGACCUGCUAUCCCACCUACAUGGAUGUCCGGGUGAAGGCGGAUCUGUUUGGGCUGGGGAUGAUUGUGGACCCUGCAGACCUGUGGCUGGGAGCUAAUGACCAGUCCUGCAGAGUGACCUCAGCUUCUGAUGAAGAGUACAUCAUCCAGUCAGCCCUGAUGGACUGCGGCACUCAGCAGUGGGUGACAGAAGAAGCCCUUAUUUACACUAAUCUGCUUGUCUACUCUCCAUCGCCCUCUCUGGGUGGACUGGUUAGAAUGGAGGGUGCGGUCAUUCCUGUUGAAUGUCAUUAUAAAAGGAAGGUUGUUAUUGACAGUGACCCAGUUCUGCCCACCUGGAUCCCCCACCAAACCACCGUGUCUGCACUGGAAAACCUGCACUUCACACUCAGACUGAUGACCAGUGAUUGGCUGUGGGAGCGAGGCUCUGGCGUUUACUUCCUGGGGGAUAAGAUUAAUAUUGAGGAGGUUAUUUAUACGCCCCGGAUGGAUUUGCGUGUGUUUAUUGAUAGUUGUGUUGCCACGACAACUCCUGAUACAAAUUCAGCCCCCAGAUAUGCCUUUAUUGAUGAAGGGUGUUUGUUGGAUGGUCCGCUGACCGGCUCAAACUCUUACUUCCUGCCCAGAGAGCGUCCGGGCAAACUGCGGCUCCAGCUGGAUGCCUUCAUGUUCCACCAGGUGGAGAGCGCUCAGAUCUUCAUCACCUGCACUCUAAAAGCUUAUCCUCUUAAUUAUGUGAGUGAGUCCAUGAGCAAGGCGUGCUCCUUCAUAGAUGGCAGCUGGAGAUCAGCGGAGGGAGAUGAUUGGACCUGCAGUAGCUGUCAGAACCGGUUCCAGUCUGAUCAGCUCGGGUGGGACCAGGCUGUGCCGUUCUCCCCCAGAGCUCUACCGGAGUCUGGCUGGAGGAGCACCGGGGUUUCUCCAAGGAUGGCGAUUGGUUCUGAGGCGCUGGAGCAGGAGGCAAGCGUAGGCCCGCUGUCUGUGGUCGCCUGGAGGAAUAAACUGGGCAUGAUGGCGCCCCCUAGAGCGAGGGGUGUUCCUCACUUCCCUUCAGUCAGCAAAAGGAGACCCAUCCCCCAUCACAGCCUGUGGAGGAAUGGAGAACCCAGCAAGAAAGAUGUGGAGAAUGCGGCCGUCACGGAUGCAGAAGAGUUUGAGUUCACAGAUCUGUGGGAAGACAGGCGGUCAGCAGCAGAAGACUCUGAGGCCGAUGGAGCUCCUGAAUCUGAACCCACAGAAACUCCAACACCUUUCACAGCCUCCUCUGAGCCCCUCACAGCAGAAGAUGAUUCUUUUCUCCUCCCAACUGUGAGCUCACCUGAGGACAUGACUACAGUCCAUUCGCUGGACUUCAGCCCUGCGGCAGAUGAACUAGAUGCUAACUCCAACUCUCCAGUCUAUCCUUACAGUAGCACGAUGCUAAACGCUACAUCGUCGGAAAGUAAAGCCGACACAGUGACCUCCACUGUCUCUGAGGGCCGUCCUAAAGGUUUACGGAAAGGACCAGUCUGAAGUGAUGCGAUGUGGAUGGUCAGUUUGAGAAAUAAACGUUCC